AUGAAGGAGAUAUGUACUGGGCCCUUUACUAGGGCAUUUGCAGCAGAACUUCUGGGCACUUUGAUAUUCGUCUUUUUUGGCAUUGGCUCUGCUUUGAGGUGGCCUUCAGCACUUCCAAGUGUCCUGCAGAUCUCUGUCACAUUCGGCCUGGGUAUAGGUACUCUUGUCCAAGCAGUAGGGCACGUCAGCGGUGCCCAUCUCAACCCAGCUGUGACGGUCGCGUUCCUGGUGGCAUCUCAAAUCUCCGUGUUCCGAGCAAUCAGCUAUAUAUGUGCCCAGCUCUUAGGGGCAGUGGCUGGAGCAGCCUUGCUGUAUGAGUUUACUCCGGAAAGUGUUCAUGGUAGCUUUGGUGUUAAUUCGCCUAGUAACAAUGCCACUGAAGGACAAGCUGUCACUGUUGAAAUCAUCCUAACCCUCCAGCUUAUCCUUUGCAUUUUUGCCUCAACCGACAGACGAAGAAACGACAAUGUUGGAUCCCCAGCUAUUUCCAUUGGGCUUUCCGUUGUGCUGGGACAUCUGGUUGGGAUUUACUUUACUGGCUGUUCCAUGAAUCCAGCUCGCUCUUUUGGGCCUGCAAUGAUUGUCGGAAACUUUGCAGAACAUUGGAUUUUCUGGAUUGGACCUCUUGUAGGUGGUAUCAUAGCAUCGCUGAUCUAUAAUUACAUCCUUUGCCCCCAACAACAGAGUUUUGCAGAGAAAUUAGCAAUUCUCUUGGGGAGAAUGCCUACAGAGGAAGAAGAAGAAGAAGAAUGGGAAGAAAGACAAGAACAGCCUAGGAGGAAAUCCAUGGAACUCCAAACUUUAUAA
Spea bombifrons (plains spadefoot toad) is the source of this 807-nucleotide messenger RNA. RefSeq names its product aquaporin-2-like. The transcript is spliced from 4 exons. Gene Ontology annotation, cellular component: plasma membrane; apical plasma membrane. The record is from RefSeq and is a predicted model, not a curated record. Gene Ontology annotation, molecular function: water channel activity. Gene Ontology annotation, biological process: transmembrane transport. Lineage: Eukaryota; Metazoa; Chordata; Amphibia; Anura; Pelobatidae. The coding region runs from base 1 to 807 and encodes 268 amino acids.